AUGUUCCCACCACCGUGGAAAGACGAGGCAAGAAAGAGCCGGCGCUCCGGACAUGUCGAUUGUCAGUUGGACUUUCAGCAUUGUGCACCGUCGUCGUCGUCACCGGUAUUGUUCUCGGAGCAGCGGGACAACCGGCAGCAGGAGAACCGGGCGAUUGUCUAUGACGGUCAUGAUGCCAGUCCUCCUGGAGAUCGAAUAAGGUUUGAGUUCAGCGCUGCCCCAGACGAUGACGUCUCGGCGACGGCGGCCAGAGGGCAAGAACGACGAAAAUGCCGGUACACCAUCCAUACUACCGGUCGACAACCACGGGGGAAAAGUAUCAAUAACGACAGCCGGAACGCCACCAAUAAACGAAAACGGCUGCUAUCCAAACGGACGGGCAUACAAAAGGGACCGGUCAAGGACGAUGCCACCUCCUACCCAGGUGGUCAUGAGAUGUCCACGGCCUCAGCUGAGAGCGGGUGGUCUUCCCUUGGUGGCCGUUUGGGAAGAAGCUGCGAGGUGCAGGGAGCCUUGCCCGGCGAAGGGGAUAGCUGGCGGAACAAACUAUUGCUGCAGGCGUUGAGGGAGACCGGGGAGGAGAUGAAACGCCGCCGCCAGACGCACAGAGAGGUUCGCGCCAGGCACACGGCAGAAGAGCGGGAGGCGGCAUCAUUCGCCCCUUCCAGUACCAGCAGUGCUUUGAUCGCGGCUUCGACCCCCGGACUAUCCAGAGACGGGUCCACGUUCUCCAACCUCGGCAGGAGAACGAGAGCAUACCUUUCCAAGACUGGGAGGACUCUUCCAACUACAAGCAAAACCUCCAGCAGCAACAAAAAAAGUGGUAACAAGCGAGUGGGAGGGAAUACGGCGAGAGGUGGUUUCGCCGGGUCUCGCGCCUGGAAAGAUAGUAAAGCAGUGGCGAGGGAAGCUGAUGGCGGCGGUACGACCGCGACCGUUUCGACGACCACCAGCGUCCAGGUGACUGUGGUGAACGGUCUACCUGGUCGAGAGGAUAGCGAUAGCAGCGAUGGUGUUCGCAGAUGUGGCCAGGGCGAUGACUGCGGCGAUGGUGGUAGAAAUGAGGGCGCUGGCAACAAGACAGCCGAUACGUAUCGAGAAGGCAGUCGGCGAAGUUCGGCCGCGAGGGGCUCAGAGGGAAUCAUGCUGCCGGCACUCAAGCAAGGGCAACGCUUGGUGGUCAACUCGGCUCCGACAACUGAUGGUGGACAAGGGACGGCAGGACACAGCGGAAUCGAUGCCCUCCACGGCUCCGAGACUCCACUGCGGGCAAAAGAGCUAUCAGCCAUCGGUAAAGAGCGCAACAGCGGUAUCAACAUUGACGGCGGGGGUACAGGUUGUUUCAGCGGUGGCGAUUCAAGUUCAGGCAAGAGUAUCCACGGUCGGAGGCAAAACGCCGCCCAUGGGAGACGGCAGACAUUAUCAGCCGCACCCAAAGAAGCCGACGACGAAGCAGAAGCUGCAGAAGCUGGAGGGGCAGGUACGGGUACUCCGACGCCUGGGCCGAACACGGCGACGGCGGUAGAUGGAAGAACCCAACAAGACCCCCCGCCAGCACCUUUUCGAGGAACGUUCUGGGACGAAGAAGACGCAGAAAACAAUCCUCCCGCCCACUGUCCGAGGUGCGCCGUAGUGCUCGUCGUGGGAAAGGAAAAAUUAGCUGUAUCAACAUUGUUAACCAUCCUCCCGGCUGAUUCCUUGGCGUCAUUUAGCCGCUCGCACGCGCAAGGAGCCGCUGGGAACCUAGACUCGGGGAGCAGCGGGGAACCACCGCUCGGGCUCCCUGACGGAGGCUUGGGGCGACGGGCGCUAGUGGCACACACAAAGAACGAGGGCAACCGUCGCCAGUUUUUUCAGCUCUACCGGCGAAUGGCGCGGCAGGUGGAAAUCGUGGGGGACACCGGCGCGCUCAGCCAGGAAGGACACACACCCCGGCAGGAGUUCAUUCGUAAGAUGCUCAAGAUGGGGCGCGUGCCAGUACCCAUCCUCCUCCGCGACCCUUCGGCGCUCCAGGACUUGAAUCUCGCCCACAGGGGGCUGGGGGAUGACGUCAUGUCGGCGGCGGCCGAGGUGUUGACCCGGCUACCGCACAUCAACACCCUUAACGUGGCGGACAACCGACUCACGGACCGGUCUUUGUGCAAGCUGUGCGCUCUGGUAGUUGGGAUGCCCGGGCUGAAGAGCUUGGACCUAUCUAGCAACAAGGUGGACGAGGCGGCAGCAAUCAUCCGCGGCUACCUGGCCCACCCUAGCUGCUCCCUGCAGACGCUGAGCCUCAGGUCUGCCGACGUCGACGAUAACGAGUGCUGCGACCUCAUGGAGGCAAUAAGCCACAACCAGUCGCUGACAAGGCUCGAUAUUUCCGAGAAUAAAAUCGGACAGAACGAGAUGCUGAACGCGGUUCAGCCGGAUGUCGUCACUGGGGGAGAGGGUGUUGCUGAGACGCUAGCAGGCAACGUGGCUUUGAAAGAGCUCAACCUCUCCUGGAACAACCUCCGGCAGGAGAGCGCGGCAGCAAUCGGUAGAGCUCUUAGUCUCAACCGUGGCCUGGUGUCGCUCAACUUGGCGCACAACGCCUUCAACAACCUGCCCAGCCAGGAAGUUGGCGACUCGCUUCGGACGAACGGGACGCUGCAGUCCCUUGAUCUGUCCUAUAACGGUCUCACGCCCGCCGCGGCCAUCGUCAUCGCUAGCGCGUGCAAGGCCAACACCUCCCUUACCAGCUUGACCCUGAGCGGCAAUCGACUUGGCCGGCAGGGCUCGGCGGCUCUUCUCAGCGCCAUCCGAAGGAGGACAUCAGCGAGUCAGAGUCGCAAGGUGGACCCCCUCAUCCUUGGGCUGGAGGGCUGCGACUGCGAAUCGGACUCGCUUAACCUUUUCGAUGUGGAAGAGCCGUCGGGGGAGUACAAGCUAGACAUGUCGCUGCCUUACUCAAGAAUGCUGGCCUCGGAGCUGCUGUCGCUGUCCGAGUCCAAGAAGGGAUACGAGAUUGAGAGCAUUUGGUUCGCCAAGGACAUGGAGUCCUUGGACAGGCCGGAGAGGCGGGAGCUGGUCAAGACCGAACGCGAAGCGUCCCCCUGUGUGAGCCGACUGAAACUGGCAAAGCCGUUUGCGAAGGCGAUCGCAGAGAUUGGUCAGAAGGCGAGCAUUGCAUCGCUGGACCUUUCUAAGCGCUCAGGAUCGGUCGUGCCCCAAUCGAUGGCGGGGAUGGGCGGGGGCGGAAGCAACGGCGGCGGAGUCGUCCUCAAUGGAUACGAGAGAUCUAGGGCCAAGGAGCAGGUGAUGGGUCUCCUAGAUGCCGUGAACCUUCAACCCUCUCGAACGGCAAUGGAAAGCGCUUUGGACGAGAUGGACUGGGCAGAGAUAAAGGCCGACAGUGAUGCUUUCUUCGCCGUAUUCAGGGCCGCGUUUCGGGUGUUUGACAAGGACAGGAGCGGGUCGCUUGAGGUGUGCGAACUUCUCGAGCUCUUCAAGGGGCUGGGCUGCAAGAUGGAUGAGGAAAGGUGCCGGACGCUAACCUUGGUGUACGAUCUCGACAGGAGCGGUUUCCUCGAGAUCGAGGAGUUCGUGACGUGGAUGAUGCUCGAGCAUGUCAAGGACCCCGCGCGUCAGAAAGGCAGGCUCAUGGAACCCCCCAAAGCAAAACCAUGGCCGGUUCCUCGAGAAGGGGCUUAUGCUAUUUUUUUCAGGGCCUCAAGGUACCCUGGGGACGUGAUCAACGUCGAAUCUGCCGAAGGGCUGGCGGCCAUGGUGGAUAACAUCCGACAUAUGAACACGGCGACGGAGCGCCUGAGGAUGUUCGAGAACGCAGCGAUGCACACAGACUUGCUGCUGACGGCUAAGCAGGCCGAGAUGAUGGCUUCGCUCGUCGAACGGGACCAGUUCCUAGAAUCGUUCCUCAACGCCAAGCAGAGGCUGAGACUAGCGCUACGCAUGAAGGGCCUCUACCGCGCAAUCAUGGGAAAUCCCAGCGGGUUCUACACGCUAGAUUUAAGCUCGGCGCAGGGAAGGAUGGCGGCCAUCAAGCUCGGGGAGAUUGCGAAUGCAGAGAGGUCCAUAUCCAUCACGCGCGGAGCUUGCGACACGUCUCAGAAAGGAAACCGAAUGAUGUUCCGAAAUGAGGUGAUGGACACCGUACCCCAGAACCUUUCCGUGGAUUGGUUCGUGAAGCUGCCGCGCAGAGGUACAAUCAGGAUGGACGUGAUAUCCAUGGCGAGACCGCGGCUUUCCGUGAAGCCUCUCAGCGACGCCCGCUUCGAGUCCCUCAAGGCAUUGCUCGGAGUAAACGAGGAGAUGCAGGAGAUCAGAGAGACCUACGAAAUCUUGGAGUACGAAAGGACGCACAACAAACUUGGUCUGAGGAUAUGGCAGCGCGCAACGGCGAGGGAGGCGUCAAACCUCCCGAAGACGGCAUCCGUGGGAGGUACAGCUGUUUCAUCAGGAGGAGCCUCGGAUGCUGCCAAGCUUGUAAUGAAUGACGACGGCAGCGUGAGCAAUACCAACGCUGAUCCAACGAGUAAAACGGUCCCUCCCAAGAUUGGCCCCGCCAGCAGCGGCGGCAGUGUCCGUGAUGUCAAGCAAAAUCGAGGCCAUACAGGCCCCAUGAACUCUGCAGAGCUGCCGUACCACUACGACGCGUAUAGCAUCUUCAAGGCGAAGGACCCCCACCUCAAGGAGACAGUCCCGACAGUUGAGAUCCCCGAUUGUAUAAUCAGUUCCCACGCGAUCGAACAGUGGCAGCAGUUCCACGCGUCGAGCCACUUUUUUCUCGACUAUGUCGAAAUCGCGAAGCAGUCUCUAAACGCCCCCGGUGGUGGUGUUGGCGACGCCGGCGGCGGCAGCAGCGCCAACGUUUCGGCCACAACGGGGGAGGGAAGGGGAGGAGCGGAGACCGGCGGCCGGGCGCCGCCACUAGGGAUUUCGUCCUCGUCUGCGGCGUUUGGUGCCACGGCCGGAGGGGGUCUAGGCGGGGGUGCUGGUGGGGCGCACGGAGGGGGAGACCGGAGCAACGCUGCCGGAGCAGGAACAGCUGCGGCAGGUGCCUCGACCGUCCCGACGCGGAUUUACCGAUGGGUGUUCCAUCGCCUUCUCAUGCUCCAGACCGUAGCAUCCGCGGCGUGGUACACAUGUCAGCAGGCGAUGGAGAUUGCUAGCGCGUUUCCGUGGCAGGACUUUGGGCGAGUUCAGGCCCUGAUCAUUGUGUUCAGCCGCAUCGUGGAUGUGGACAGAUUCAGCGAGGUGGUUCUCAGCUGCGUGAGGAACGAGGAGAGGCGGGAACUGCAGCAUCGUUUGGGCAUCCUGAACGUCCUGAAUCCCGUCAGGCCGGACGGGCCCUAUUUGCUGGAUCUCAAGUGCUGGGAGGAACGAGAGUGGGCAAAGAUCCUCAUCAAGCUCGCGGUCGAGGAACCAGGAGCAAACUGGGACCAUGAGACGUACACCCAUGCCCGGGGGACUCCCAUCAUCCAAGGAUGGCUUCUCCCCGAGAGCUGGACCCGAGAGGACGAGGACAUGGGGGGAGAUGGGGGUCCCCGUAGAUCUGGUAUCCUCUGCCUGCGCUACAUCACUGAUGCGUCGCUGGGAUGCAUAGCAAAGUGGGAGGUCCGGCGGGCGCUUCGGUCGAGAACGCUUGGCGGAGUUAAACGAGUGCUAUAA
Molecule: messenger RNA, 5652 nt
Organism: Ectocarpus siliculosus
Lineage: Eukaryota; Phaeophyceae; Ectocarpales; Ectocarpaceae
Source: the annotation of a GenBank genome assembly